ACGCCAAGUCUCUGCUGGGUCUGUGGGCGGAGGUGCGUGGCGAUCCUCUGAGCUGCCGGGGAGAGUGUGACGCAGAUCCCCAAAGUGUACUCAAGUUGAUGCUUUUGAAUUUCGUGUUACUUUCUUUCUAUUAGGAUUAUUGAGGUCAUCUGCACCUUCUGACUGGAAAAAAGAUGGUCAACGUCUUGAAAGGAGUGCUUAUAGAAUGCGAUCCUGCCAUGAAGCAGUUUCUACUGUACUUGGAUGAGUCCAAUGCCCUGGGGAAGAAGUUCAUCAUUCAAGAUAUCGAUGACACUCAUGUCUUCGUAAUAGCAGAGUUGGUUAAUGUCCUCCAGGAGCGAGUAGGUGAAUUAAUGGACCAAAAUGCUUUUUCUCUUACCCAGAAAUAAAAUAUCAGAUAUUGACUGCUUAGGAAUUGUAAGGAACAAAUAGGAAAGACUGUCCCCAUUCGGUGGCGUAUGUAGCUGAGGAGCAUGCUGUGGGAAAGACUAUAAUCAUUUGUUCAGACAAAAACCCAGAACUGAUUUUUGUUGUACUUCAGAAUUAAAAGUAAAAAAAAAAAGACCUUUAACAAUUGGCUGUAAUUUGGCUUUUAUUAUCCUUUAACAAAAUAAAAACAAAUGUUUUUCCUA
Marmota monax (woodchuck) is the source of this 632-nucleotide messenger RNA. It is a transcript of the gene Gtf2h5, whose product is annotated as general transcription factor IIH subunit 5. Gene Ontology annotation, biological process: transcription by RNA polymerase II; nucleotide-excision repair; nucleotide-excision repair, preincision complex assembly. Lineage: Eukaryota; Metazoa; Chordata; Mammalia; Rodentia; Sciuridae. Gene Ontology annotation, cellular component: transcription factor TFIIH holo complex; transcription factor TFIIH core complex. Bases 174 to 389 code for a protein of 71 amino acids. The transcript has 3 exons. The record is from RefSeq and is a predicted model, not a curated record.